AAAUGUCAGCCAGAAAGGGCUAUCUUCAUCCACCGUCAAAUUAUACCACAGCGAUGUCAUGCCCCAACAACCAAGCUGGAAAUUCCUUUUUUGUGGACUCCUUAAUCAACGUGAGAACCGACAGCGGUUCGUAUUACCAAAGUAACAGCGUGUAUUUGCCACCGGCGUCGGAAUAUUCAUAUGGACUCUCCGGUGGCUCUUGUUUCACGGGGAUCGGUAAGCGCAACGAGCCAACGACCCAAAGCGUGAUCCCCUCUGCUGCUUCGUAUGUUCAAGGAAUGGAAACGUGGCUGGAAACGUCGAGAUCCUGUCGGGUGGAUCAGCCCAGCGCCCAGCAUAUGGCUCAGUGUUCAUUCUCGCCGAGUAUAAAAGAGGAGAGCGCUUACUGCCUUUAUGAGUCUGAUAAAUGUCCUAAAGGAGCGACAGUAGAUGACAUAUCCUACUCGAGCGCAUCCUGCCCGGGUAGCGGCAACACGGUGCCAGUCCCCGGCUACUUCCGCCUGUCUCAGACAUACACGUCCUCCAGGCUCUAUCACGAUGUCCAGCCAAACAUGAAUCACUUCACUCUGCAACGACCUGCCCGUUUGGACAGCCAAGCCUCCCAGCCGCCGGCUGCCUCUGCGGAGUCGGAGCAUGGAGAGGGCCACGAGGAGGCGCCUGUCCCUGCGCCCUGCGCCCCGGCCAGAGGAGAGGACAGCCGCCUCUCCUCGGAAGGCUCGUCCUCCCCCGAACCAACUGAGACAUGCAGUACGGAGUGUCCAGAAAAGCUCGUAAAAGGGGAUGGAAAGAUGGAAAGUACGGCUAAUUGGCUCACAGCUAAGAGUGGUCGAAAGAAGCGUUGCCCCUACACCAAGCACCAGACUCUGGAGCUGGAGAAGGAGUUUCUCUUCAACAUGUACUUGACUAGAGAGCGCCGUCUGGAGAUCAGCCGUAGCGUCCACCUCACUGACAGGCAAGUCAAAAUCUGGUUCCAAAACAGGAGGAUGAAACUGAAAAAAAUGAGCCGGGAAAACAGGAUCCGAGAGCUUUCCAGCAGCUUCAGUUUCUCAUGAGACUGUGCGUCUUUGGCGCCCUCCUUCAUCCAUGCCAAGGACGCCUGUGCAGACCCCACACCCAACUGUGAGAAUGAAAAUAGGAUCCUACUGCUAACUUAUUGAUUGUUGGUCUUUUUUGAAUGAUUUUUGUUUUCAUGUCUGGUUUAUUUUGUCGUGUUUGUAUUUAUAAAUAGUUACAUUUGUAACGCUGAUCAGCUGAAUGCUCUGAAUGUGACCACAAUGUUUCAGAGCUUCAGGCUUGUACAUAUUCUUUAUUCAACCUGAGUGAACCAUUGGAAUUUGCAUGCUGGACUAACCCUUGGGGAAACUUGUGUUCCAGUUACAUGUAGGUCUUUGUGUGAGUGCUAAAGAAGCCCAGAGAUUUGAUUAAUAUUUGCACAUUUUGCUGGUCAAAUGAAUAAAACCCA
Molecule: messenger RNA, 1462 nt
Organism: Neolamprologus brichardi
Lineage: Eukaryota; Metazoa; Chordata; Actinopteri; Cichliformes; Cichlidae
Gene: hoxa10b
Product: homeobox A10b
Biological process (GO): regulation of transcription by RNA polymerase II
Cellular component (GO): nucleus
Molecular function (GO): RNA polymerase II cis-regulatory region sequence-specific DNA binding; DNA-binding transcription factor activity, RNA polymerase II-specific
Source: RefSeq, a predicted model, not a curated record